AUGUCGAUAUUUGAUGGGUCUGGGAAGUUGGCAACGACGCGCACAGACUUUGAGUGUAUGGAGGAAAUGGCUGUUGGACUGUAUUGCCAAACAUUCUUCGAUUACUUCGGUCAUGCCCCCUCCACCCCACAUCGCAUUGCUACUUCAUAA
This is a messenger RNA of Laccaria bicolor S238N-H82, 150 nucleotides long. RefSeq lists its product as uncharacterized. Lineage: Eukaryota; Fungi; Basidiomycota; Agaricomycetes; Agaricales; Hydnangiaceae. The transcript has a single exon. The record is from RefSeq and is a predicted model, not a curated record. Bases 1 to 150 code for a protein of 49 amino acids.